This is a messenger RNA of Talaromyces rugulosus, 672 nucleotides long. RefSeq lists its product as uncharacterized. The transcript is spliced from 3 exons. NCBI's taxonomy places the organism in Eukaryota, Fungi, Ascomycota, Eurotiomycetes, Eurotiales, Trichocomaceae. The record is from RefSeq and is a predicted model, not a curated record. Bases 1 to 672 code for a protein of 223 amino acids.
AUGGUACGUCCAAAGUGGGAGAACCGACCAGAUGACCAGGCAAAACUUCAAGAUUUUAUCGACAGACUUCUGAAUUCCUCUGCCUCAGAUGGUGUGAAGGACUUGCUGAGACAUGAGAAGCAGCGCGACUUAGAUAUUAUCUCUAUUGACAACUUCAACAUGAAGAGUGUGAUAGACAAGGUCGCAGCAGCUCUUCACCAAAGAGGAAACCUCGUGUUGCCGCGCCCAACUGGUCGCUUUAGAGAAAAGGCAGAAAUAUGGGAAUCAGAAUUACGGAAGCUUGACGAACGGAACAUGAGAGAGUUGCAAAAUUGCCCAGUCACCGAUCUCCAUGGAUCGUUCCAAGUUUUUAAGGAACAAGAGACACGUGCAUGGGGAUUGCACCACGAAUAUGACAUGCCUACACAAUUAGUUGAGCCAUCUGGAAGUUUGGACUCAUCUCUUUCCUGGCGUAUGAAUCAGCUAUGGAACUUCUCACUGGGCUUGGAGAAGAGUGAAAUAGCCGACCUGACAGCCAACGGGUUCCGGGUUCCGGGUACCAUCCUGAUAAUCUGCUCUUCCACCAUAUCCACCAUCGUAACAAUGGGUCCAACACAUGGCAAGAAGGCGACUAUCCCGAAGAAGUUUUGGAAUGCCAUGAGCAAUUCUCUGACAAUAUUUCAAGCUCGAUGA